UUGCCCUUUCUCGGGUGGAAGCCAUCAGCAAUGAUAACCACCUUGAAACGAAAGUUUACGCGAAAUCAACCAACACCGGUCUCCUUCUACACUACCAGAGUCACGUGGAUCGAAGAUACAAACGUUCACUUAUAACCACUAUGUUAAAUCGUGCAUUCCGUUUGUUGUCAUUAUGGGAACACUUUGUCGAGGAAUGUGAGCGUUUGAAGAACGUUUUCGUCCAUCUCAAAUAUCCACUUGGACUUGUUGAUUCAGUAAUAUCGGGGUUUGUCGACAAGCAGUACGAGGAGUGUGGGAAAGGGUAUUUUCGUGACCGUGAAUGGUGAAUAUUUGUUCGCGUGAAAUGUGAAAUGCUUGAUUUCAGUGACGUGAAAUGUGAUUUGUUCUACCGCCGUGAGGCGUGAUUGUUGACAAAAAUGCUCCGUGGAAUGAGAAUUAAAGAUGCCUGUUUCGUCAACUGUGAUUAUUAUGGUGAUGAUUAUAAUAAACAUGAUACGCGAUAAUCAAAUUUAUAUGAUCUCACUCGAUUGGACAAGAGUAAAAACUUUCGCGAGGUUCCUGACGCUGAGGACAGGGUUCCUGACGCUGAGGACAAGGUUCUUGACUCUGAGGACAAGGUUCCUGACGCUGAGGACAAGGUUCCUGACGCUGAGUACAAGGUUCCUGGCGGUGAGGACAAGGUUUCUCGCGGUGAGGACAAGGUUCCUGGCCGUGACGACAAGGUUCCUCGCGGUGAGGACAAGGUUCCUGGCGGUGAGGACAAUGUCCCUAGUGGUGCGGACAAGGUUCCUGUCUUUGAGGACAAGCUUCCUGGCGAUGAGGACAAUGUUCCUGGCGGUCAGGACAAGGUUCCUGGCGAUGAGGAGAAUGUUCCUGGCGGUGAGGAAAAGGUUCCUUCGCGGUGAGGACAGUGUUCCUGGCGGUGAGGACAACGAUUUUGGCGCUGGCGACAAGGUUCCUGGCGGUGGGGUCAAGGUUCCCGCCUCCCGGCGGUGGGUACAAGGUUCCUGGCGGUGGGACAAGGUUCCUGGCGGUGAAGACAAGGGUCCUGGCGGUGAGGACAAGGUUCCUGCCGGUGAGGACAAUGUUGCUGGCGGGGAGGACAAGGUUCCUGGCGGUGAGGAGAAGGUUCAUGGCGGUGAGGACAAGGUCCUGGCGCUGAGGACUAUGUUCCUGGCGGUCAGAACAAGGUUCCUGGCGGUGAGGACAAGGUUCCUGGCGGUGAGGACAAGGUUCCUGGCGGUGAGGACAAGGUUCCUGGCGGUGAGGUGUAGGUUUCUAGCAUUGAGGACAAGGUUUCUGACGGUGAGGACAAGGUUCCUGGCGGUGAGGUGAAGGUUUCCGACGUUGAGAACAAUGUUCCUGGCGGCGAGGACAAGGUUCCUGGCGGUGAGGACAAUAAUCCUGGCGGUGAGAACAAGGUUCCUGGCGGUGAAUACAAGGUUCCUGGCGGUGAGAACAAGGUUCCUGGCGUUGAGGACAAGGUACCUGGCGGUGAGGACAAGGUUCCUGGCGAUGAGGAGAAUGUUCCUGGCGGUGAGAACAAGGUUCCUGGCGGUGAAUACAAAGUUCCUGGCGGUGAGAACAAGGUUCCUGGCGUUGAGGACAAGGUAGCUGGCGGUGAGGACAAGGUUCCAGGCGGUGAGGAGAAGGUUCCUGGCGGUGAGGACAAUGUCCCUAGUGGUGCGGACAAGGUUUCUGGCGGUGAGGACAAGCUUCCUGGCGAUGAGGACAAGGUUCCUUGGCGGUGGGGACAGUGUUCCUGGCGGUGAGGGCAACGAUCCUGGCGCUGACGACAAGGUUCCUGGCGGUGGGGACAAGGUUCCUGGCGAUGAGGAGAAUGUUCCUGGCGGUGAGGACAAGGUUCCUUGGCGGUGAGGACAGUGUUCCUGGCGGUGAGGGCAACGAUCCUGGCGCUGACGACAAGGUUCCUGGCGGUGGGGACAAGGUUCCUGCUUCCUGGCGGUGGGUACAAGGUUCCUGGCGGUGGGACAAGGAUCCUGGCGGUGAGGACAAGGUUCCUGGCGGUGAGGACAAGGUUCCUGCCGGUGAGGACAAUUUUGCUGGCGGGGAGGACAAGGUUCCUGGCGGUGAGUACAAGGUUCCUGGCAGUGAGGAUGAGGUACCUGGCGGUGAGGACAUGUACAAUGUUCCUAGCGGUGAGGACAAGGUACCUGGCGUUGAGGGCAAGGUUGCUGGCGGUGAGUACAAGGUGUUGAGGAGUUCACUCCUCUGCUGGUUCUCACAGAAUCAACUAACACACAUUUCACAACUUUUCCAUAUAUAUUUAAAAACAAUCCUUGUUACAACGUUCAGUCUGUGCCGCAAUGGCCAACUGACUGGGACAAACAGUUUACAAUCAUUUUAACUAUCUUAAUUUACAUGCAAGUGACACGUACGUCCGGUGACGUUCACAACUUAUCAUUAACAAAAUACUGUUCCAAUGAGAUAAUCCUAGCCCAUGGCUGAGGUAUCUAAGUUAUUUCCUACUUACUUUAAUCAACUAAAUAUAUCUUUUAAGAAUAACAUAACUAAAUUAACUAAUACAAUAUAUAGGAAUAUAUGACACAGUCGCCCCUUGAACCCUUACGGUUCAAGCAUGGCCCUGGUUUUCCAGAUGGAGUCUAAUGCAGCGGCUCUACGAGCUGGUCUGUGUGGCCUGUCGCUAUUCUCGCAAGACUGAGUUUCAACAUCACCAUGAACAUCAGACUUAUCACUUCGAAUCUCCAACGGAUACAAUCUCUGCACUGGCCUAUUCAAAAACUUCGUUCGCCCCUUCUCAACCAUCUUAACCAUUGAUCCUCUCACAACCCCAUCCUUACCCUUAAUCAACCUUUCGACCACAGCUACCUUCCAAAACCCACGCUUCACUCGUUCAUCAAACACCAAUACAACAUCUCCCAAAUCCACAACUACAUCACUAGUUUUCUUCUUACCCUUGUG
Paramuricea clavata is the source of this 2943-nucleotide messenger RNA. The record is from the annotation of a GenBank genome assembly. NCBI's taxonomy places the organism in Eukaryota, Metazoa, Cnidaria, Anthozoa, Malacalcyonacea, Plexauridae.